Messenger RNA from Talaromyces stipitatus ATCC 10500, 1753 nucleotides. Its product is annotated as proteasome regulatory particle subunit Rpt6, putative. The transcript is spliced from 3 exons. NCBI's taxonomy places the organism in Eukaryota, Fungi, Ascomycota, Eurotiomycetes, Eurotiales, Trichocomaceae. Gene Ontology annotation, molecular function: proteasome-activating activity; ATP binding; ATP hydrolysis activity. Bases 353 to 1522 code for a protein of 389 amino acids. Gene Ontology annotation, biological process: proteasome-mediated ubiquitin-dependent protein catabolic process. Gene Ontology annotation, cellular component: proteasome regulatory particle, base subcomplex. The record is from RefSeq and is a predicted model, not a curated record.
CUAAGCCAUCAUAUGAAUAAGUAUUCAGUUGAAGGUGAAUUGUAGAUUCGUUGCUCAGAAGCUCUUGGCGGGGAAGAAUCCAGCCACAGCUGAUAGGUAUGCACUCGGUGGCUGGUGGAUGUGGCUUGUGGCUAGCGGCAGAGCACCUUCCGUGGAAGCUCGUCGAGAUAAAUGCUCGUCAUCCCAUCACACGGCUUGCCUCCCAUCACAACCCAUUUCCACGUCCUUGAUAUCUACCUGCUUGUCAUUAGAGCCACUCAAUAUACUGCACAUAAUCCACCGACAACUCGAUAUAAUCUGACAAGACCUCCUGCGCCGUCAAAGGGGAGCCGCCUCUCCAUCUUCAUCAACCAUGGCGUUGGACAACUACUAUCGCAACAAAAUCGAGAGCAUGAAGCUCGAGAUUAUACAGGGCCAAGCCGUACUACGAAGAUUAGAAGCUCAACGAAAUGAUUACAACUCCAGAGUCCGUCUUUUGAGGGAAGAACUUGGGUUGCUACAACAACCUGGAUCCUAUGUUGGUGAGGUGGUUAAGGUGAUGGGCACCAAGAAGGUGCUUGUCAAGGUCCAUCCAGAGGGGAAAUACGUUGUCGACAUCGCCGAUAACGUGGAUGUUUCUAAACUCACCGUCGGCAAGCGUGUUUCCUUACUUUCCGAUACAUAUAAGCUUGAAAAGAUGCUUCCGUCGUCCGUUGAUCCUCUCGUCUCGCUGAUGAUGGUGGAAAAGGUUCCAGACAGUACUUACGAUAUGAUCGGUGGGCUGGACCAACAAAUCAAGGAAAUCAAGGAAGUCAUCGAGCUUGGAUUGAAACACCCAGAACUUUUCGAGUCGCUCGGUAUUGCUCAACCCAAGGGAGUGCUUCUCUAUGGACCACCUGGUACGGGAAAGACGCUACUGGCACGAGCAGUUGCUCACCACGCAGACUGCAAGUUCAUUCGGGUUAGUGGAUCGGAAUUGGUACAAAAGUAUAUUGGGGAGGGAAGUCGAAUGGUGCGAGAAUUGUUUGUGAUGGCCAGAGAGCAUGCUCCCAGUAUCAUCUUCAUGGAUGAGAUUGAUAGUAUCGGAUCUAGUCGAGUUGAGGGUAGCAGUGGUGGUGAUUCCGAGGUACAGCGAACGAUGCUGGAACUCUUGAACCAGCUUGAUGGAUUCGAGCCCACCAAGAACAUCAAGGUUAUUAUGGCAACGAACCGAUUGGAUAUCCUCGAUCCUGCCCUUCUGCGACCUGGACGUAUUGACCGAAAGAUUGAAUUCCCACCUCCAACUGUGGAAGCUCGAGCGGACAUUCUACGUAUUCAUUCCCGAUCCAUGAACCUGACGCGCGGUAUCAACCUGACAAAGAUUGCUGAGAAGAUGAACGGAUGCUCCGGAGCUGAGUUGAAGGGAGUCUGCACCGAGGCGGGCAUGUAUGCUCUACGAGAGCGACGAGUGCAUGUGACUCAGGAGGACUUUGACCUGGCGACGGCCAAGAUUCUGAACAAGCACGACGACAAGGAGGUGAGUCUGGGCAAGGUCUGGAAAUAGACAGUACGUACGUUAUCGUCGUAGUCGUUGUCGUACGCGGUCAGGAUGCUGGGAGUUGUCGCUAUUCAUACACCAUUGUUUGAUCGGCGAGCCAAGCAUUGGCAUAGCUUCAUUGGCAUGGACUAUUGGGAACUAUGUAAUUUAGAAUCAUAGCGAGCUUAACGAGUGUUGCACUACGUUUGGUAUGUGCUACCUGCAUGUUGUGAUCUGUCUUGGUCUGUAUCUGUAGAU